GGAACCUCUCAUCUACACUCUUCCUAAGGUAACAUUUCUAAGCUACUGUAAUACCAUCCUCUUUCUUUCCUCUUUCCCCAUUUCACUACCCCCUACCCCUCCCCACCCCCCACUCCAAAAAUAACAACCACCAACUAACUUACCAUCACCCCUUUCCCAUUUCCCUCAAUUAAAAACCAAAACCCCAACUCCUUUGAAGAAAAAUCAAGAAACCCCAAAUGGGCACCAAGAUCUUGAUCGUCUCCUCCAUCCUAACCUCACUACUACUCCUCUCCCUCCUCUACAUUCCCACCAAACAAACACACCCCAUCACCAUUUUCAGGCCAACCAAGACCUUCAUAGUCCCCAAAGGCCAACCCAACCCAUACAAUGCCACAUUUGCUUACUUGGUUUCCGCAUCCACCGGCGACACAAUGAAGCUCAAGCGCCUCAUGCUUGCCCUAUACCACCCUGGAAACUACUACUUGAUCCACAUGGAUGCCGGCGCCCCCGAGAAUGAGCAUCAGGAGAUUGCAAGAUUCGUGUCCAGCACUGCUGUUUUUGUUGAGGUUGGGAAUGUCUGGAUUGUGAAGAAGGGCAAUAUUGUGACCUAUAGAGGACCUACCAUGCUUGCCACCACUCUCCAUGCCAUGUCCAUGCUCUUGAGGACUGCACAAUGGGAUUGGUUCAUCAAUCUCAGUGCCUCUGACUACCCUUUAGUCACUCAAGAUGAUCUGAUCCAUGCCUUCUCUAACUUGCCAAAAGAUCUCAACUUUGUACAGCACACCAGCCACUUGGGUUGGAAAAUGAAUAAAAGAGGGAAGCCAAUCAUAAUCGACCCUGGCUUGUACAGUGUGAAUAAAUCUGAGAUCUGGUGGGUGAUUAAGCAAAGAAGCCUUCCUUCUGCUUUCAAGCUUUACACAGGUUCAGCAUGGACAAUCCUGUCAAGAUCCUUUGCGGAGUACUGCAUAGUAGGGUGGGACAAUCUCCCCAGGACCCUCCUCCUCUACUACACCAACUUCGUCUCCUCUCCAGAGGGCUAUUUCCAGACAUUACUGUGCAACUCCGAGGACUUCAAGAACAAGACAGUCAACCAUGAUCUUCACUAUAUUACAUGGGACAACCCCCCCAAGCAACAUCCUAGGUCACUUGGCCUCAAAGACUACCGAAGAAUGAUCCUCAGCAACAGGCCCUUUGCCCGGAAAUUCAAGAAGAACGAUCCCGUCCUUACCAAGAUUGAUAGGGAGCUUCUGAGACGAGGGAGCAGGCAGUUUGCCUAUGGAGGAUGGUGUUCGUCGUCUGAGGAUGGAGAUAAGUGCGCGGAUUUGCAGGGGGAGAAGUAUGGGGUUUUAAGGCCUGGAGCUGGUGCCAGGAGAUUGAGAAUUCUGCUAUCUAAGUUGAUUUAUACUCAGAAUUUCAGUAAAAGACAAUGUACAUAAGUUGUAAGGCUGUUCUUUCUUUUACACAAGUAUGGUUGGAUUAGUUAAGUGUAUUUCUAGUGGUGAAAGAGGGAAGCAGUUUAAGUUUAUUUUUUGCGGAAAGUGUACAAGGAAAUUUGAUUGAGUUGGUGGAAAUAAAAUGAAUGGAUUUGGUGUUUGAUUGAUUAA
Molecule: messenger RNA, 1586 nt
Organism: Sesamum indicum (sesame)
Lineage: Eukaryota; Viridiplantae; Streptophyta; Magnoliopsida; Lamiales; Pedaliaceae
Gene: UNE7
Product: Core-2/I-branching beta-1,6-N-acetylglucosaminyltransferase family protein
Cellular component (GO): membrane
Molecular function (GO): glucuronosyltransferase activity
Source: RefSeq, a predicted model, not a curated record